UCGAAUUUCCAGGCUUAGAACGUGCAAAAUGAUGUCCUUACCGGAUACAGACAGUGAGGAUGAGCUGCCCCCCGGCUGGGAAGAGCGCGCCACAGACGACGGCACCGUCUGCUAUGUGAACCAGCAAAACAAAACCUCUCAGUGGACACAUCCAAGAACUGGCCGGUCCAAACGCAUUACUGGGGAACUGCCGAUUGGCUGGGAAAAGUACUAUGACGAGCAGCUCAAGAAAUUUAUAUUCCUGAACAAAGAAACCCAGCAGCGUAGCAAUGUGGAUCCCCGACUAGCCUUCGCUGUGGAAGAGCCCACUCAGAAUGUGGCUCAGGUCCGGCAGAGAUUUGAUUCCUGCAGCACAGCACUACAGGUGCUCCAUGGCAAGGAUCUGCAUGGACGAAUUGCUCUGAUAACCGGAGCGAAUUGCGGCAUUGGCUUUGAGACUGCUCGCUCUCUGACUCAACAUGGCUGUGAGAUCAUAUUCGCCUGUCGUAGUCGGGCCAGCGCAGAAGCUGCCAUUGACCGGAUUGCCCAGGAGCGACCCUCGGCUCGGGCCCGCUGCCGUUUUGUGGCCCUCGAUUUGAGUUCGUUGCGUGCUGUCCAGCAGUUUGUGCGGGAGAUCAAGGAGAGUGUGAACCACAUUGAUUACCUCUUCUUAAACGCGGGCGUUUUCGCCUUACCCUAUUCGACGACCGUGGAUGGUCUGGAGACCACAUUCCAAGUAUCGCAUCUGUCCCAUUUCUACUUGACUAUGCAACUGGAGACGUUGUUUGAUUACAAGACGAGGAUUGUGGUUCUGUCAUCUGAGUCGCACAGGUUCGCCAAUCUGCCUGUGGACAACCUGGCCAUUCAUCAUGUAUCCCCACCGGCGGAGAAAUACUGGAGCAUGAUGGCCUACAACAAUGCAAAGCUGUGCAACGUACUUUUCGCCCAGGAGCUGGCUCAACGCUGGAAGCAACGCGGAAUCUCUGUGUUCUCCGUGCAUCCUGGGAAUAUGGUCUCCACGGAAUUGUCGCGUAAUUAUUGGUUCUAUCGAUGGCUGUUUGCCAUCGUCAGACCCUUUACCAAGUCCCUGCAACAAGCUGCUGCCACCAGCAUCUACUGUGCCACAGCCAACGAGCUGACAGGAUUGUCGGGACUAUACUUUAACAACUGCUACUUCUGUGAGCCCAGCAAGCUCUCCAAGAGUGCUGCACUGCAGCAGCAACUGUGGCACCUCAGCGAGCACCUAGUCUCCGAACUGCUGGAGGACCAUUAAAUUACACCAAACAAAUGUUGUGUUCUUUGUAAAAUUUUUAUAUUUAUACUUUAUAUACUAAACCAUAAUAUUAAGCGUC
Drosophila persimilis is the source of this 1331-nucleotide messenger RNA. It is a transcript of the gene Wwox, whose product is annotated as WW domain-containing oxidoreductase. Bases 29 to 1252 code for a protein of 407 amino acids. The record is from RefSeq and is a predicted model, not a curated record. Lineage: Eukaryota; Metazoa; Arthropoda; Insecta; Diptera; Drosophilidae. The transcript is spliced from 6 exons. Gene Ontology annotation, molecular function: protein binding.